GAAUUAAUAGACACUAGAAAACCAGUCUGCAUGUAAACAGGAAGCACGUUUUGUAUCAAAAUAAUUUUUGACAGAGAGUUUCAAUAAUUUGUGUACAUUUCACAUAAAAAUGAGGCCGCUCACAGAAGAAGAAACAAGAACAUUCUUUGAAAAGCUUUCUAAGUAUAUUGGAGAUAACAUAAAGUUAUUGCUGGAUCGGCCAGAUGGAUCAUACUGCUUUCGAUUGCACAAAGAUCGAGUAUAUUAUGUCAGGGAAGAGUUAAUGAAGAGAGCAGAAAGUUUUGCAAGACCAAAUUUGAUCAGCUUUGGCACAUGCUUUGGGAAAUUCACAAAAUCCAAGAAAUUUAGGCUUCAUGUUACUGCGUUAGAUUACAUGGCACCUUAUGCAAAGUACAAGAUAUGGUUAAAGUCGAGUGCAGAGCAACAAUUUUUGUACGGACACCAUGUAAUGAAGUCUGGCUUGGGCAGAAUUACAGAGAACACACCUCAGUAUCAGGGAGUCAUUGUCUACAGCAUGGGUGAUGUCCCAUUGGGGUUUGGGGUUGCAGCCAAGUCCACUUACUACAUGAUGCAUGUACUCACUGUUUCAGGGGUUUGGGGUUGCAGCCAAGUCUACCCAAGAGUGUAGGCAUACAGAUCCUAUGACACUGGUGUGUUUCCAUCAGGCUGAUAUUGGAGAAUAUAUACGCAGUGAGGCCGACUUGACAUGAGUAGAAUUGCAGACUGGGAACAUUUUGAAGUCUUUAUUAUGGAUUGAUCUUUAUAGACAUGGUUAAGUUUUGUUUUAGUUGAUCUUGUUUGUCUUGGUGGAUGAACAGUGGCUACAGGACAUAAGCAUUUUUACUUUGAUGCUGAUACAUGUAUUGAGAUCAAUGCAAAACCUGGUAGACAUGUCAUGACAGAAGCUGUGUCAGAACGUAUGAAAAAAUGUAUAACUCACCAUAUGCCCAUGAUCAUUUUGAUUGUGUGUGUAAAUUGGACUUUUUUAACAUUAAUUGAGGAUUGGAUUUAUGCGAUAUGUUCUUUAAAACAAUAAAUAUUUGUAUGCAUUAAAUGUAAAGGUUUUUUAAGAACUUAAUUUUGUUGUUGUUGGUAGGGACUAGGGGGCACUUAAUUUCCAGGUUUUUGUAUUUCAUUAAAAUAAAAUUGUCUAGAAAUAAAUUGGCUAUUCUGAUACUCUAUGUGGUGUGGUUUAUUGAUGGUCAAACAGGAUGCCACACAGCAGAAAGUGUCCCCUAUUAUUGACCAGUCAGUUAUGCAAAUAUGGCGCAUAACUGUGGAAAACGGGGCCCAAACAAAAAGUGUCUAUUUACGAAAAUGUAUGUCCAACAAAUAAUAUUAUUUUGUACAGUAAUUGAAAUGACUUGGGCUGUGUUGUUUUUUUCUACAAUAAGAUAUUUAAAACCUAGUUAUUAUAAUAAUUUUUUACAUUAAAGGAAGUCUCAGCAUUUGAAUAUUUGUAGAGUAGAAUAUGUUAAAUAUGUCAACGAAUUAUAAAUAAUUAAUUUGAUUACCUGUGAAACAAAAACCAACCCUUAUUGCAAGCAUUUUAGAAGAAAAAAACAUUAUCUGUUGUAUACUCAUACUGUUCUUGACUGAAUACAAAAACAGUCAUUGUCAUUGUUAUAUGUUUUUAUGCCUCCAGUAGGGUGGCAUAAAGCAUUUGAACUGUCCGUCCAUCCGAAAACUUUAACAUUGGCCAUAACUUUUGCAAUAUUGAAGAUUGCAACUGGAUAUUUUGGCAUGCAUGUGUAUCUAAUGGAGCUGCACAUUUUGAGUGGUGAAUGGUCAAGGUCAUACUUCAAGGUCAAAGGUUAAAAAAACAAUUCCAAGGGAAGUAACAAGCUUUAAAGGGAGAUAAUUUCUAUUUAUCAUUUGACAGGUACAGAUCAUUUUUACAAGGGAAGUAAUAUUUUGUAUUAAAUACCCUUUAACAAAUAUUACUUCCCUUGUAAAAAUUAUCUUUACCUGCCAAAUUAUAAAGUUUUUUUUUAAUAAAUCAAAGCGGCGCAGUAGGAGGCAUUGUGUUUCUGACGAACACAUCUCUCGUUCAACAUUUAUCAGAUAUGAAAUCUAUGUACAUAAUGUGCAUGAUUUGCCUCUGCAUACAUGCACAACAAAUGAAAUGUAAUAAAUUGUCAUACACGAA
This is a messenger RNA of Dreissena polymorpha, 2149 nucleotides long. RefSeq names its product 60S ribosome subunit biogenesis protein NIP7 homolog. Gene Ontology annotation, cellular component: nucleus; nucleolus; preribosome, large subunit precursor. The transcript is spliced from 5 exons. Gene Ontology annotation, molecular function: RNA binding. Bases 110 to 628 code for a protein of 172 amino acids. Gene Ontology annotation, biological process: ribosomal large subunit biogenesis; ribosome assembly. The record is from RefSeq and is a predicted model, not a curated record. NCBI's taxonomy places the organism in Eukaryota, Metazoa, Mollusca, Bivalvia, Myida, Dreissenidae.